AUGGAAUCGGAAGAUAUUUGUAGCUUUUGUUUAGGCGGGCGUACGGAGAUUCCUCCAUUUGGAACAAUCAAAGACUCCCAGGAUUUGUUCCAUCCAUGUUCCACAUGUUCUAUCAUGGCCCACAAAAAGUGUCUUAUGGAAUGGUUCAAUUCUAUUCCUUAUGAGAGUCUUAAAGUAGUCCAUGCUCGGUGCAUUCACGACGUUGCCAUUAGGAAAGCUAGACAAGGUCAUAACAGUAAUAAUGAAGAUAAUUCUGGUGAUAAUAAUGAUGAUGCUGGUAACAUCACCGAUACUGAAGACUUGGUGGCUGAAAAUGCACCAGCCAGAAAUAGUUUCUUAACGUUUUCCCUCCCAGAAGGUCUCCUCGGAGGAAUGGUUUCCGGAGUAGCUGAAAUAUCCAUAGGAAUACCAGGAAUCACUUCGUCCAAUGGGUUUAUGGAGUUGCCUGAGAGCGCCAACCUUUUGUCGCAACAAGAUCUCCCCUUUGAAACAAACAACGUCACACCACAUGAUAGCGAUAACUAUAACAAUAACGAUACCCAUUUGACGAAUGUCAUAGCUGAGUUCCAAGACCAGAAUCAUGAUCCGGAGAAAUGUAAAAAUAAAACCGUUGCGUUGGUGUUUGUUCCUUGUCCUCAAUGCAAGCAAGCGAUAGUGUUCCAAAUGGACCGUUCUCAAACCAUAGCCUUUCGGGAGUCGGUCAAAUCGGUGGCGGUACGGUUAGUCCAAUAUGGUGGGGUAACGUUGGGGAUCUUUUCGGCUAUCACCGGGAUUAUACUGACAGGAUAUCUUGGAUUAACAGCAGUGGGUAUUAAUACUAUGCGAAGCAUUGUACCCAGUCCUAUUUUAUUACUGUUAUUCAUGAGGAAACCGUUUAAAGUUGUUUCCAGAACUCCUCCUCCUCCUUCUGAUGGUGAUGAUAAUAUCAUGGGUUUAAUACUGCAGGGUGCCCAAUAUUUGUAUCGAAUGGCCAAUGGGAUCAACCAACUGCCGCUGCUGCUGCUGCUGCUGCUGACUGUAUCCCAUACUUUCAAUGCUAUUACUGACAACAUUGAUAACCUACAAGAUGCCGUUAUAGAAGGGACAGUGGACCCUUCUAGUUUCAACAGAAUCCCGGCCUUGCCCAUCAUAAUGUACCGCAUGAGAGGUUCCUCCCUCUUGGAAUGCUUGUUCUCUAAAGGGGAAUGGAGAGAUAACUUGUCUAGGAUCGGUACGGAGUUGUUGAUCUCCACAUAUUUAAGCUCUUGGGGGUCUCAUAAGUUAGGCAGACUACUUUCAAGUCGGUCGACGAGAUCGUUAGCGUCAUGGCUGUUCUGGAAGAAUGUUUUCCUUAGAGAUCCCGAUUAUAUUUUGGGAACUUUGAUGCCACUUCGGUGGAUCUAUGAUUUGUGGUUCCGGUUGGCGGUCAAUAGAUUUCAUUUCCGUCUAACGCUAAAGACAGUUCCUCGUGAUAUCUACAAUAAGUUCAAGAAUGCCCAAACCCUCGAACUAAUAGCUCUGCAAAUGGGUCGUAUUGAAAUGGACACUUAUCUUGGUAAUGGCAGUAAUGGCAUUGCGUACCGAUUACGGCUGUUUUACAAAUACAAUGUACUUCGUUUGAAAUAUUGGUAUUACGAGACUCUAGCCAUUCUUGCCAAAGACUAUUCUGCCACCAUGAGUUCCCAGUCACUGAUUGUCAAGAGCAUAAUAACCAUGGCUUGGCCCUUUGUGUCGUCAUACAUUGGUCGAUUAACUUAUCUGGUGUUGACCACCAAAUUCCACGAGGAACUCAUGGGGGUCCCCAGAGCUAACUUACUUUUGCUAAGCAAUAUCAUUGGCUUGUGUUUGGUGGUGGGGAUAAAGGACUUGACUAAUUUGUACCAAGCAUAUAAAGUGUCCAAUCAAAUCAACGACGUUCAAAUCGUUACCUGGAACAAGACAACCCCCAACAGUUCUACCUCCCCCAAACGUGGCGGUGCUGUCAACAGUGCCGUUACUGAAGCUCAUGGGCUCCCGGGGCUGUUCCCAAGAUGUUGA
Molecule: messenger RNA, 2016 nt
Organism: Lizanozyma spartinae
Lineage: Eukaryota; Fungi; Ascomycota; Pichiomycetes; Serinales; Debaryomycetaceae
Exons: 1
Coding region: 1-2016 (671 amino acids)
Source: RefSeq, a predicted model, not a curated record